AUAAUCGACGGUGAAGGUGCCCGUCUCUUCAUAUCCUAUCAGUGACUACGUUUCUUUAACCGCUGUCUUCCAAGUCUAUCCGUAUUUUUUUCAAGGGACAAGUGAUACAAGAUGAUGUUGGUGCCGCUGGCCAUAGUGCUCCUCGCGGCGUUUGUCAACGCCGAACCGGCGAUCAAUGAAGCUCGACCGCACAGUAACCGACCUGGAAGAUUCUUGUCUCUUCCGAUACCGCAAAAGUGCGCAAAUCGGCCGAAGCAGUUUAAUUUCCGAGGACACAACUAUUUCUACAGUGGACACGUACCAGCCCACGCUAAUCAGAAAGUGGACUGGUUAGACGCGAGAAACAUUUGUAGGGAGUACUGCAUGGAUCUCAUUUCUAUGGAAACCCAAGAAGAGAAUAAUAUGAUCUUUAGGCUCAUCCAACAAAAUGAUGUGCCGUACAUCUGGACGUCUGGCCGACUUUGCGACUUCAAGGGUUGCGAGAACCGACGUGACCUCGAGCCCAAGUCCCUGUACGGUUGGUUCUGGUCUGCGAAUCGCGAGAAAAUGGCGCCUACCAAUCAAGUACCAAACGGUUGGGGCUUCAAUCCGUGGUCGCAGACUGGCCACAAGAAGGUCAGGCAGCCGGACAAUGCCGAGUAUGAUAUCAACGGCACCAAUGAAUCCUGCAUGUCCGUCCUGAACAACGUUUACAAUGACGGCAUCGCUUGGCACGACGUCGCGUGUUACCACGAGAAACCUUUCGUCUGUGAAGACUCCGAGGAGUUGCUUAACUACGUGGCCAGCACCAACCGUGGUAUUCGCCUCUAAAAGGGAUCGCGGUCGCGGUAGCCGACACCUACGUGGUGAUCAUGCGAUCGUCCAUCAGCGUCACAUCAGCACUCACUUUCCUUCUAUACUUUCCGUCGCGGAGCCGAUGAGACACGUGCCAAAUGGAGACGCGAGACUUCCACGUGGCGAUUCUCGACUCUCAAAUGAUCACAGAAAAACCUCAAUUGUGUCAGAGAUAUAACAAAAAAAA
Pogonomyrmex barbatus (red harvester ant) is the source of this 1021-nucleotide messenger RNA. It is a transcript of the gene slf, whose product is annotated as C-type lectin domain-containing protein slf. The record is from RefSeq and is a predicted model, not a curated record. NCBI's taxonomy places the organism in Eukaryota, Metazoa, Arthropoda, Insecta, Hymenoptera, Formicidae.